Symbiodinium natans is the source of this 1935-nucleotide messenger RNA. NCBI's taxonomy places the organism in Eukaryota, Dinophyceae, Suessiales, Symbiodiniaceae. The record is from the annotation of a GenBank genome assembly.
AUGAGCGAUCGUGGCCAGAAGCGAAAGACACCGGAGGAGCAGGCAAGUAAAUUUGUACAGCGUUCGAAAGUGCGCAUCUUGGCUUGCUGCAUCUUCUUUGCGAGCUUGGCCCCUGCAGAGCCCACAGGCCACAUCGAGAUCACUGAGUGUCUCUGCGGCCGCGCUGCCUUUAGAUUCUGGAGCCGUGUGGCUUGGGCCUGGCUUGGGGGACCAUUUGCGCAAGUAGGGGAGCCCAUUGUUUGGACAGCGCAAAGCGGCAAAGCGGCAAAUCUUCGACAAGAUCCCAUUCCCAGAGCCAGGCGGACGUUGCUCUCCAACGCUCUGGUGCCGUCGGCAGAUGGCUACGAGCGAAAGGAUGUUCUCCUUGCCGAGGGCAAGAUCGCCAAGAUCUCAGAGGCGAAGUCGGAGUUGGACUCAGCAGCAGAGGUUGUUGUUGACUGCAGCGACAAGCUUCUCCUCCCAGGCUUUGUGAAUGCGCAUACACACAGCUCCGAGCACUGGACGAGGGGCCUCAUCAAGCCUCUACCUUUGGAGCUGUGGGUCAGUCAGCUCUACCGCCAUGAGCCGCGAGGCGACGAAGGCUGGUACGGCAAGGACAGCCAUCAUCGCACACCUGCUGAAGCCUUGGGGGUGUCAUCCCUGCUAUGUGGCGCCGAAUCUAUGCUGUCAGGAUGCACGGCAAUCCUGGAUCAUAUUGCCAUUCGGCACCUGGACGACUUGGACGCUGUUGUCCGGGCUUACAAGGCGCUGGGCAUGCGAGCCUUCGUUGCUCCAAUGCUGGGAGAUGACCCGGUGCUGUGGGAGAACUUCAUCCCGCUUGUGCCAGAUUGUGCGGCACGCAACGCGAAGUGUUCAUGCAACGGAGGACUGGGAAAAGGCGGAAGUUUUCGCACACAAGUGGCCCGUCCAGAUUCCGAGAAGACGAAGAAAAUGCUCGAGUUGUGGGAGGAGGCAGUGAAAAGAUUUCAUGAUCCGGAGAACGGGAUUGAGAUAGUGAUUGGGCCUGUCACUCCAUACUCGGCGAGCCCCGAGCUUUUGCGGGGGGCUGUCGAACUCCGGAAGAAGUACCGCCUCUGUGGCCACACCCACUUGCUGGAAACGCGGGGUCAGGCCAUGCAGGCGCGCCAGUGGUUCGCCUCAGGGUCCGCCGUGCAGCAUCUCCUCGAUGUGGGCUUCUUGCAGCUUCCUGGAACUAGCUGCGCCCACACCAUAUGGCUGGAGGAUCACGAGUUGGCAAUGAUGGCAAAGGCUGGCGCCGUGUGUGUUCACAAUCCGUUGUCCAACUUGAUUCUGGGCUCUGGGAUCAUGCCUGUGAAGAAGGCGCUGGAUGCAGGUGUAGCAGUCUCUAUGGGCUGUGAUGGAGCCUGCAGCAGCAACGGCCAAGAUAUUUUGGAAGCUCUGAAGUUGGCGACCACUGUAGCUUGUGUCACCACCGCUGAAUACCGAGAUUGGCCGACGGCUCGGCAGACGGCGCUUUCACUUGCGGCCAGGAACGGCUACAAGGGCGUGGGGAUGGAUCGCGCAGGCCGGCUCGAGGAAGGGUGCGUCGCCGACGUGACGCUGUGGGACUUGACGUCCUUGGCACUCCUUCCGCGUACGGAUCCCAUCUCUUCUCUAGUUCUUGGUUCGCGAACCCAAGCUCCCGGCGCCGGUUCGACUUUGCACUCCAGCUGGGUUCGUGGAAUCCGCGUGGUGUCUGAGGGAUCACUUUGUGGCCUGGACUUGCCGAGCCUUCGUGAGAUGCUGACCAGGGCACAGCCGGAGUACAAGUGUCCAAGUACAACCGAUCCAGCCACAGACCCCUUCACAAAGGGUCUGGAGGUCGAGUAUCGUGCGGCCUUGGGUUUGGAUGGCCAGGAGAGGCUUGUGCCAGUACCAGACAAGGUGGCCACGUAUCCCUCCGGCCGUGUUCUCUAUGAUGCCACGGUCCGCUAG